CUAUUUAACUCUCGAUAUUUUAAGUUAUUAAAAGCUGUGUAAUCAUGUCAGCCGAAAGAGAAGCACCGGGAGAAGAUAGUAUUCGUGUUGUGUGUCGUUUUCGACCUCUAAACGACGCCGAAGAGAGAGCUGGGUCGAAAUUUAUCGUCAAGUUUCCACCCGGCAAUGACGACCAGUGUAUUAACUUGGGGGGGAAAGUUUAUAUGUUUGAUAAAGUAUUCAAGCCUAAUGCCAGUCAGGAGAAAGUAUACAAUGAAGCCGCUAAAAGUAUUGUUAAAGAUGUUCUUAUGGGCUACAAUGGAACCAUAUUUGCCUAUGGACAGACUUCUUCUGGAAAAACCCAUACAAUGGAAGGUGUUAUGGGAGACCCCCAUCUACAGGGCAUCAUCCCUCGAAUUGUCAAUGAUAUUUUCAACCACAUUUAUGCCAUGGAAGAGAAUUUAGAGUUCCACAUUAAAGUUUCUUAUUUUGAAAUCUACAUGGACAAAAUCAGAGAUCUUCUUGACGUUUCGAAAGUCAAUCUUAGUGUACAUGAAGACAAAAAUCGUAUCCCAUAUGUGAAAGGUGUAACAGAAAGAUUCGUUACAAGUCCGGAAGAGGUGUUUGAGGUGAUUGAGGAAGGCAAAGCCAAUCGACACAUUGCCGUUACAAAUAUGAAUGAGCAUUCUUCCCGAAGUCAUUCAGUUUUUCUUAUCAAUGUGAAACAAGAGAACUUGGAAAAUCAAAAAAAACUUUCAGGCAAACUUUAUCUUGUCGAUCUAGCUGGAAGUGAAAAAGUUAGUAAAACAGGUGCUGAAGGAACUGUCUUGGAUGAGGCGAAAAACAUCAAUAAAUCUUUGUCAGCAUUGGGAAAUGUAAUCUCUGCACUUGCCGAUGGAAACAAAUCCCAUAUUCCCUAUCGUGAUUCAAAAUUAACACGAAUUCUGCAAGAGUCAUUGGGUGGUAACGCUAGAACGACAAUUGUUACUUGCUGUUCGCCAGCAUCUUUCAACGAAUCCGAAACAAAGUCUACCUUAGAUUUCGGCCGAAGAGCAAAAACAAUCAAAAACGCUGUCACUGUCAACGAAGAACUUACCGCCGAAGAGUGGAAGAGGCGGUAUGAAAAAGAAAAGGAGAAGGCUCAACGCUAUAAAACGAAACUUGAAAUAGCAGAAGCUGAACUCAACCGUUGGAGGUCUGGGGAAUCUGUCGGUCAGGAGGAGCAGAUCAAUCUGCGAGAUGCAAUGGAUGUAUCUACUAUCAGCGUUGACUUAACGCCUGUGGCCCCGGUUGCUCCCGUACUGCCACCAGUUGUUGCCGCACCCACCGUCCGUGCUGAUUGGGAUUCUGAACGUGAACGGUUGUAUCAGCAGUUGGACGAUAAGGAUGAAGAAAUCAAUCAACAAAGUCAGUUGGUUGAGAAGCUCAAAGAACAAAUGAUGGAACAGGAAGAACUGAUUGGUGCUACCCGACGAGAUUAUGAAUCGCUUCAACAAGAAAUGAACCGUAUCCAGGCUGAAAACGAAUCGGCGAAAGAAGAAGUCAAGGAAGUCUUGCAGGCUCUGGAAGAACUAGCCGUAAACUAUGAUCAGAAAUCUCAAGAAGUGGAAGCUAAAAACCGGGACAAUGAAACAAUAAAUGAAGAAUUAUCUCAACGUCAAAGCCAGCUAAACAGCACCCUGUCAGAGUUAGCACAGGUGAAAGACACUGCCGCACAUCAACGCCGGAAACUAAAUGACUUAUUGACUAGCUUAUUUAAAGACUUGAACGAGAUGGGUGUAGCCUUUGGAGCAGAUUUGAAAUCCUCAUUACAACCCUUUGAUUCAAAUAGCGGCAAAUCAGAGGAGGAAUUCACGAUGGCUCGAAUAUAUGUAUCCAAAAUGAAGUCAGAAGUGAAAAAUUUAGUACAACGAUGCCAGACAUUGGAGUCUUCGCAAAGUGAGUGUUCUAAAAAGAUGGACGAAUCAGAGCGUGAACUAGUGGACUUGCGUCUCUUGAUAAGCCAACACGAAGCAAAAAUGAAGGCUCUCCAGGAGAAUAUGAAGGAAGUGGAAAACAAAAAACGUCAGCUCGAAGAGGCGGUGGAUUCCUUAAACGAAGAAUGCGCCAAACUUAAGGCAGCUGAACAAAUGCAAGCCGUAUCUACCAUCGAUAAAGCAGCUGAACAGGAACAAGCUCUUUUGAUCAAGGGCGCACUUGAGCAACAACUUGAUCAACAUAGGGAAGCUCAUCAGAAACAAGUCGCAAUGUUGCGUGAUGAGAUUACAGACAAGCAGACGGUCAUUGAAGACUUGCGUGAUUCCAAACGAGAGCUGACCCUUAUCCAUGAGCAACUCGUCCGUGACCACGAACGUCUAAAACAAGAAGAAGCGGACAAGAGUCACAAACUUCACGAACUUCUCGGUGCAAACGAACGUCGCGAACAAGCCAGACAAGAUUUGAAGGGCUUGGAAGAGACAGUUGCAAAGGAGCUUCAAACAUUACACAAUUUGCGCAAGCUUUUUGUUCAAGAUCUUCAGUCUCGCGUCAAGAAGUCAUUAAGCGGCGAGGAACCAGAAGAUGGCGGUGGCUCUCUAGCUCAGAAACAAAAGAUCAGCUUCUUGGAAAACAACCUUGACCAAUUGACUAAAGUCCAUAAGCAACUGGUUCGAGAUAAUGCUGAUUUGCGCUGUGAACUUCCCAAACUUGAAAAACGCCUUCGGGCGACAAUGGAAAGAGUGAAGGUUUUGGAAGCUGCUCUUAAAGAAGCUAAGGAAGGUGCUAUGCGUGAUAGAAAGCGCUAUCAGUAUGAGGUGGAUCGUAUUAAGGAAGCGGUCCGACAGAAAAACUUGGCACGCCGAGGCCAUGCGGCUCAAAUUGCAAAACCCAUCCGUGCCGGUCAGCAUCCUCACCAGGCCACUAACACCCCCACUGCAAUCGUUACACCAUCGAUGGCUGUCCCUAAACGCAUUCUAAGUGCCGGAGCUCAACAGAGAAUUGAUAGCUAAACAAUUGUUUUACAUGUUUUGAUAAGCAGCCUCAAACGCAUCCUCGUAAUUGAUUUCCAUCCUUCACCGUGGUAAAAGGUAUUUGGUAAAUCGUCGGUGCGGUUCAGUCUUCAGGAAGCCGCAGCGUCACGAACGUUCCUUCAAAAGAAUGUUUCCGCCUAUAUUUAAUGCACGCACUUUUGGGGCCAUUGCUUUUCUAUUUCAAGGAAUCACAGCGAACACUGCACGGCACUUGAAAAUGGGCAAUCCCUAAAUUACAAUAGCUAGAAAUAUCCAGUGAUCCUUUACUACGCAGAUAUCCCCACUACAGUAUGACAUUCGGCUGGUAUUUCUUGUUGAUUUAUUCCGGUUCAAGUUCCGUUAUUCAAGCUCUUCAGUCGUAUUGGGACAGCAAUAUUUCUUUUCCCCAUUUCUCACUUUUCACGGUCAAUACCAAAGAAAACCGGGAAAAACAAUUAUAUUACCGCUGAUUUCAAGAAAAAUGGCCUAUUUGAUUUUUCCUGCACCCUUAUUUUCGUUUGUACUUGACGAUCUAUCUUUUACGGGAUUUUUCCCAAUGUAUGCUACGUAUUCCUUCCGACAUCUAGGUUUAAUUUGCAGUAAUUAUGGAAAAAGGUAAGUCACUCGUACGAAAGGGGUUACACUACAGCAACUGAAUAAUUGUGGGAAAUUUUACAAUUUCUUUUAUGACCCCUGAACCUUUUUUCACCCCUGAACCUUCCACCAACUUGAUUUGUUCACUAGGAUCUUGGCGUAUUUUUUCUUGAUUGCUCCUCGAUUCAAAUACCUUUUAAUUCUGGUUUCACCUGUGUUGUCAUUGAAUUCGCCUUUGGUGUAAAUAGAAUUUUGCUUGGCUCGAUGAAAGAGCUGCUGUUAUUA
Molecule: messenger RNA, 3845 nt
Organism: Daphnia carinata
Lineage: Eukaryota; Metazoa; Arthropoda; Branchiopoda; Diplostraca; Daphniidae
Gene: Khc
Product: kinesin heavy chain-like
Exons: 15
Coding region: 45-2966 (973 amino acids)
Biological process (GO): microtubule-based movement
Molecular function (GO): microtubule motor activity; microtubule binding; ATP binding
Source: RefSeq, a predicted model, not a curated record